UUAGAGUCCAAUUCUGUCGCUGUCUUCGCAGUAAACUAUAUCCAGAAUCACAGUAAUCGUUUCAUUGCGGCUGAGUUCUGUACUGAAAUAGCGAGGAUAUUCGCGAUUCUCAAUGUGAAAACGGUUGCCGAAUUCGAAAAGGCAAUAGAAGCACUUCGAAAUGAACCAACCACUGGUACUGCUGAAAUUGAAUACUUUGAAGCCAUUAUGAAAAGCUGGGAAGAAUUCAUUGACGGAAUCGAGAAAACUUUGGUGGAGAAAGUUGGUCCAUCAAUGACGAAUACUGAUAAAGAUAUGCUUCCCGAACUUGGAAUAGAAAAUAAGACUAUUUCACUUUAUGUGAAGGGAAGCGCGUUCGAUAUGGUGUUGUUAUUUAUUAGUUUCUCUGUUUUUAGGUCGUUUACUUCAGCGUCCGUUAUGAACCACAUUAUGGAACUUUGCAAUAAAAUUCCAGAAUUUCGUAAACUAGGUUGCGAUGUAUGUUUACUGACCAGGGGACCGCCAAUGGGCGUCAGAGGUGGGUCGUACAUCAAGCUGAUUGGUGAGCCAUUUCGAAAAUUGUACGACGAUAAUGAAGCUUUGGCUGAGUUGAAAUGCCAUCGACGUCCAGCUAUGGAUCGUGUCGGAUGGAAUGCUUUACUUCAGGUAAAAAGAGUUCGCUCAAGCUUUUUUAAUUUUAUGCGAUGGAAGUUUUCAGCUGGUGGAUGCGGCGGAACAAUUUUGGUCGGUUGUUCGGGCAAGUUGCUCUACAAGUAUAUUGAGGAUGAGAACGCUUCGUGGCCACAUGUAGAUGAUAUCUUGGAUCAGGUGAAGAAGCUCAAUUCGUCAAAUCCUCCCAAGACAUAUCAUAAAACCAAAGUGGGUUCGGAGAUAUCGGCAAAAGAAAAGGACUCCGACAAAGCGUGUUGUAUCAUAUUGUGA
Angiostrongylus costaricensis is the source of this 921-nucleotide messenger RNA. NCBI's taxonomy places the organism in Eukaryota, Metazoa, Nematoda, Chromadorea, Rhabditida, Metastrongylidae. The record is from the annotation of a GenBank genome assembly.